This is a messenger RNA of Closterium sp. NIES-67, 2636 nucleotides long. The record is from the annotation of a GenBank genome assembly. NCBI's taxonomy places the organism in Eukaryota, Viridiplantae, Streptophyta, Zygnematophyceae, Desmidiales, Closteriaceae.
AUUGCCGAGCAUCAAAGACAGCCAUGAUGCUUGCUGGGCAAUCCUGCAAUUCCCGACUUCAUUACUGUAUUCAGAUUCCCGCGCUUGUUUUAUGGCAGUCAGAGAAACUCUGCUGACCCGAAGCGGAACCCCUGUCCUGUUCGUUCCUUGGUGAUCGAGUAGCGUAACCCUAAUUUCUGUCAGCAUCGUUGGUCGACCACGUUCGGUCGGCCAGAGCAGUCGAUCUGGUUAUCACCCAGCCACUGAACCACCUGUUCAGUAAGCGAGCCGUUGAAUGAAGGCCACGUCAGCGGAGCACGCAUGGUAGGAGGCAAAUAGGCUGAGGAGUCAACAAGCUCCACGAUCUCGUCGUCGUUCACCCCUAAAGAACCGAUCGCAGCCGUCCGUUCGGCGCCAUGUCAGGCGACGUGGCGUGGAGGGGCCGCGCGGCAAUGCAGCGGGAGGUCGCGGAGUUUCUCGUGAAGGAGCGCUACUUCCUCGCGGCGCUCGAGCUGCUGCACGAGCUCAGGGAGGAUCGUCGCGAGGACGGUCAGGACAACCAUGAAGCGUCGGAAACGACUCGCUUUCUCGAGCGCGUUUUUGCGGACGAGCAGCGAUUUCCGCGCGACAAGAUCGCGGCUGUCGCAGCUGUCGCAGCGGCUGCGAAACCACCAGCCAGUGUCGCGGCUCCCGCCUUGAACGGUGGAACUGGAGGGAUUGAGGAGGCAGGGGUGGGUGGCGGAGAUGGGCAGACGGCGGAGGACGAUUCCCAGCCGUUGGAUGCGCUGGGCGAGGACGAGAGGCGCGAUCUGAACUUCGCAGUGAGGGACUAUCUGGUGCAGGCGCGAUACAAGCUGACCGCCAUGACCCUGCAGGACGAGGUGGUGGAUCAGGACUGGGAUGACUGGGAGGACGGCCCUGCCAAGGCGGACAGCGCGCUCAGGCGCUAUCUGAAGCACUACCUGCACCGGCGGGAGGCGCAGAAGAGUGUCGCCGCUGCUGGGCGCGCUGCUGCUGACCUGGCGGAGCUAAGGCGGGAGAUGGACCUGAGACUGGCUGACGCUGCUCGGCAGAAGGCUGACGUGGAGGGGUCUCUGGCGACGGCCACUGCUGCUGUUGAAAGCCUCAAGGCCAAGCUGCAAGGCUUCGAGAGCGACAGGCAAGCACAGGAGAACGAGCUCCAGAAGCUAAGAGCAGAGCUCGAUGCAGCUUCCGAGAAGGUUCGUGGCCGUGGCGCAUCCGAGGCGUCUCUCCUUGCCCGGGCGGAGGGAGCAGAGCGCCAGCUGGAAGCCGCACAGGCUGACGUGUCCUCGCUACGUGCUGACGUGGCGUCGUUGCGAGCUGACGUGUCAUCGGCACGCGACGAGCUGGCAGCAGCUCAGCAUGAGUCGGCAUCCUUACAGGGCAAGAUCAAAUCCAUGGAGGCAGCAGCUGAAGCAGCGCGGGCGGAGCAGGACGAGGAGUGGGAGAAGGCGGGCAGGUGGCAGCCGAGGCAGAGAGGACGACAGAGAGGCUCCAACGAGAGGUGCAAGCAGCCAGGAAAGCAGCAGCCGACGCUGAGGCGAGAGCAGAGGAACUGAAAGCACAGGUGGAGCAGGCUCGGGCAGAGGCUGAGGCGCAGUUAGCGACUGCAAGGGCGGCAGCAGCCGAGGCCAAGGAGGAAGCAGAGGCGAAGGGGAAGGCGGAGGAGGUUGCCAGGGCUGAAAUCGCUCGCGUGCAGGAGGUGGCGCGAGGGGAGAUUGCGCGGAUUCAAGGCGAGCUGAAGGCGCUGAGGGACGCGCAGAGGGAGCAGGGAGGUGAUAGCGGGGCAGCUGCUGCUGCUGCUGCUGCUGUAUCUGCUGGUGGUGUGCAGGGCAGGGAGGGGGAGAGGCUGAGGGGAGGAUUGCAGAGUUGCAGCAGAGGCUUGACGAGGCGAAGCGGGAGGCUGAGGCGGCCGCAGCACAGGUGGAGCGGGUCAGGGGUGAGAUGAGGGACGCUGGAGAGCAGGCGCGGGCAGAGAGGGAGAGGGUGGAAGCUGAGGCGAAAGCAGAAGUGGAGCGGGCUCGAGGGGAGGUGGAGAAAGCGCGAGAGGAAGCGGAGAAGGUGCGAGAGGAGGCGAAGGAAGCGAAGGGUGAGUUGGAGAGAGCACGAGGGGAGCUGGAGAGAGCCAAGGCCGAGCAAAGGGCGGGAGGAGCGGGCGAGGGAGGAGUGGGAGGAGGAGGAGAGGAGCAGGAGCGGGAGGGCGUGCAUGGGAGGAGUCAUCCAUGGAGGUGCUGCUAGAGGCGGAGAGGAAGAUAGUGGAGCUUCAGAGAGAGGUGGAUGGCGCCAAGAGAGAGGCGGAUGAGGCGAGGAGGGAGGCGGCAGAGGCCAAGGCGCAGGCUGAGACCUCCGCCAAGGCUGCUGCUGCCGCUGCUGCUGCGGCUGCAUCGGCUGCAGCUGCCUCUGCUGUAUCUAGCGGUCCGGCUGCUGGUGCUGGCGGUGUCAAACCGGCAGAAGUUGGUUCAAGUGGGGAGGAGACGAGAGGGGAGGAGAAGAGAGGGGAGGCGGAGACGAUGGAGGUGGCGCGGAAGGGGGGCAGCAGGGCGGAGAUGGCAGCAGAGGACGAGGCGGUGGUGUGCCUGCUGGCGGAGUGCCUCCCGCGAAUCAUCCCCAACGUGCUCAUCAACCACCGUGAGGUA